Molecule: messenger RNA, 4422 nt
Organism: Ylistrum balloti
Lineage: Eukaryota; Metazoa; Mollusca; Bivalvia; Pectinida; Pectinidae
Product: leucine-rich repeat-containing G-protein coupled receptor 5-like
Exons: 4
Coding region: 1-4422 (1473 amino acids)
Biological process (GO): G protein-coupled receptor signaling pathway
Cellular component (GO): membrane
Molecular function (GO): G protein-coupled receptor activity; protein binding
Source: RefSeq, a predicted model, not a curated record
AUGGAUGAAAUGUUUAAACUUUGGAUAGUUUCUUUUUGUGGGAUUUUCAUUUGUUCAGCCGACGAUGUGGACUAUUUGCAGAGUUUCCUAAACAAGGAUAGUGGACUUGAUAACAAUGUGGUUUGUAAUUUGGAAACGAACUGUUCUGUACCUAAUAUUGAGGGAGUGACAGUUGUGAACCCGGAGAUGGAAUGUCCAGAAAAACUCUACAACUGUUCUGGCAGCUUCCACUGCUCCUCUGAACAUCGACACACCAUCCCGAUUACAGAGGUUUGUGAUGGAAGAGACAACUGUCCCGAAUCUGACGACGAAUCCACAUGUCCGAAACUCUGCCAGCCAUUUUGCAAGUGUAUUGGCUUAACGGUCAUCUUAAAUGAAAGUCCACUGGUUACCUCAAGCCUCUUUUUCAAUAAUACGUCCUCAGUUUAUGACAAUAGUAGUGGCCCAUUAUUAGAGUUCCUCCAUCCGCCGUAUCUUUCUUAUCUAGCUGUGGUUAAUGUACAUGCAUUUUCCAGUAAUUGCCUGUCUGGGUUAUACAACCUUAAAUCACUGGACCUAUCUGAAAACAGCAUAUUGUCUCUACCAUCUAAAGCGUUUAGCGACCUGUCAAACCUCAUAUUACUAAAUUUGUCAUCUAACGGACUAAAUGAUUUGUCUAGUAAUGUGUUUUCUGGACUUCUUGCACUGAGAAGACUCGAUCUUUCCAGCAACAAGUUAGGGAUUCUCCCAGAGAAUGUGUUUCAUGGAUUUUCUGCGCUUACAUUUCUUGAUAUGUCCUAUAAUCGCAUAACUGUUUUACCUCCUCAUGUGUUCAAUGAGCUGAUUCUGCUAGCACAUAUUUCUCUGAAUUCAAAUCGGAUUGUGAGUCUUCCCGAUAAACUCUUCAGAGGUCUCCCUGAUCUCACAACGUUGGUGCUCUCUGACAACAAGAUCAAACGGCUCCCUGUAACUUUGUUCAAGGGGUUAUCGGAUCUAACGGAGCUCGAUCUAUCCAAUAACAUACUGAAGAGUCUCCCACGUGCUAUUUUUAAAGGACUUUCAGAACUUACUGAACUUGAUCUGUCCGAUAACCAAAUAAAACGUCUGCCUGGUGGCGUAUUCAGAAAAUUAAUGGAGCUUACCACACUGAUUCUGGCUAACAAUACAUUGAAACGUCUUCCAUACGCUGUUUUCAAUGGACUCUCUGAGCUAACGGACUUGGAUUUGUCUGAUAAUCAGAUUAAAUAUGUUCCUGAGAAUGUAUUUAGUGAAAUGCAAGCUCUCACCAAGCUCUUCCUUAACGCCAACCAAAUUACAGCUCUCCCAAGCAAUGUGUUUUUAGGACUUUCUGAAUUGGCAAGGCUGGGCUUGUCAAAAAAUAGAAUAAAGCGCCUUCCUGAUACUGUGUUCCAUGGACUAUCUGAACUGUCCCAACUCGAUCUGUCUUACAAUAAACUAAACCUUCUUCCUGAAACUGUUUUCUUUGAUUUAUCUGAACUUUCUGAACUGAAUCUUUCUCAUAACAUGAUAGAAAUACUCCACAAAGAUUCAAUAAACGGACUCUCGCUUCUUACACUGCUAGAUUUAUCUCAUAAUAAAAUAGAGGUUCUCGAAGGUUCUGUAUUCAAAGAUCUCUCUAGACUCACCCAUCUGUACCUUUCCAACAACAAGCUUGCCUUUCUCUCCGAUAACUUGUUCAGAGAUUUCUCUGAACUUAUGGAAGUGGAUUUGUCGAACAAUCUUAUAACAAAUUUAUCCAAUGCUGUCUUUAGAGGGCUGACGAAACUAACUAAAAUUUCGCUGUCCGACAAUCUGAUAAACGUUUUCGCUAUAGAUGUACAUGUACCGACUCGAGUAUUAAAUCGCAAAAAUCAGGUUUUAUAUAACAGUACAGUCUCGCCUCAUUUCGAUACUAUUCUCCCCGAGUUUGAACCAACUCUGCCUGAUAUUUUUAGCGACCUUUCAGUACUUACAGAACUUGACUUGUCCAACAACAAAAUAACUAGCCUGCCACGUUAUUUGUUCACUUACUUACCUGUCCUCAACCAACUCUACCUACAAGGUAAUUUGCUUAAGGUUCUCCCCGAUCAUGUAUUUCUUGAACUAUCGAAAUUAAAAAUUCUGAACCUUUCAAACAAUAGUAUUGAAGAUCUCUCUCAUGUUGUAUUCAAAGGUUUGUCAAUGCUUACCCACCUCUCCCUUCAUAACAAUAUGAUUAAAACUCUCCCUGAUCGUGUGUUCAGUGAUCAAGCACAACUUACUGAACUGGGUCUAUCGAACAAUAAUAUCAGACGUCUAAAAAGUAGGGUAUUCAAUCACUUAGGCAAACUUAAAAAACUCGAUUUGUCGUACAAUAGAAUAAUACUUACUAAAGAUACAGUUUUACGAGGAAUGCCGAAACUUUCCCAAUUAGUCUUAUCAAAUAACAAGAUCGGGUUUCUACGAAAUAACGCAUUAAGCGCGCUGUCUGAACUUACAGAACUCGAUUUGUCUUACAAUAAGAUAAAAGAACUCCCGAACAAGCUUUUCAGCAAACAUGCAAAACUUCACAUUCUUAGUCUAUCCCAUAAUAAGAUUAAAGUUGUCCCUGCUACCGUGUUCAGUAAACUUUCAAAUCUUGUUGAGUUGGAUCUGUCUGAUAAUAAGAUAAAAACUAUCGAUAAAGCAGUGUUUGGUGGACUGUCAAAUCUCACCAAAUUGGAUUUGUCUAAAAAUAAAAUAAAACUUCUCCCCGAUACCUUAUUUAGAAAACUCUCGAAGCUCUCCAAACUUGUUCUUUCUGGUAAUAGAGUAAGAGGUCUUCCGAAUGGUAUAUUUCUUGGUCUUUCUGGCCUGACUGAAUUAUCUCUUUCAAAUAAUGACAUAUGGACUCUCCGUAGUGAAACGUUUACAGGACUUUCGAUGCUUUUCAAACUAGAUUUAUCGAAUAAUCAGAUUACAGAUCUAUCAAAUGAUAUUUUUAAUGGGUUGUCAAGUCUAUCUUAUCUCUACCUACAAAAUAAUCAGAUUGUGUCUCUUUCAGGUCAAGUGUUUCAUGGAUUAUCAAGCCUCUUUUCACUCAGAUUGUCUAAUAAUCACUUAUCCAAUCUCCCCGAUUUUGUGUUUAGCAGAGUGUAUGUAGUUAAUCUUUAUCUAGACAAUAACAAACUUUCUGGUCUUCCUACCUUGCCACCUAAUCUGAAUAAUCUGGAUUUAUCAAACAAUAGCCUAACAGAACUACCUCCUGGAAUUUUCAUCAAUAACAGCAGGUUAUCUCAUUUAAAUAUUCUUGGUAAUAAACUAGAAGUGACGGAGAAUAUUUUUGAAGGUUUGAAAAAUCUAGUUAUUUUGUUGACUGACACUCCAUUCAUGUGUUGUGUGAAACCGAAAUCUGUCGCUGAUAGUAAGUGUUUAAGAACAUCAGUCCAGUGUUCAAAGGAUGACAAGAUUUGUAAAUCAAAGAAUGAUGCCAUAUCUUCCUGCUAUGCUCUGAUAAGCUCUGGUGUACUACGGGUAUUUCUGUGGACUAUUGGUCUGUGUGCUGUCCUGGGAAAUUUGGUUGUCAUAUUCUAUCGUACAUUCAUAGAUAAAGAUAAUAUCACUAAAAGUUAUUCUCUCUUUGUUUUAAAUUUAGCUUUGUCUGACUUUCUGAUGGGGAUUUAUUUGUUGAUAAUUGGCGUUGUUGAUGCAUAUUACAACAAAGUUUAUGCUUGGAAUGAACAUAAAUGGAGGACAAGUUUUGCUUGUACAACAGCUGGAAUUUUCUCUAGUAUCUCAAGUGAAAUGUCAACAUUUCUAAUUCUACUAAUAACAAUAGAUAGGUUAAUCGUUGUUGUGUUCCCAAUGUCACGUCUCUCCCAGUGGAACAUAUCCUGGAGACAAGCCACAGUUGUCUCAGUGUUCCUCUGGCUGAUAUCUAUUACACUCGCGGUAGUUCCUACUUUUGUUGCGCAAUCCUACUUCAAAGGAGAAUAUUACUCUCAGUCUGGAGUUUGCCUCGCCCUGCCACUGACGAACGUUGCACAGCCAGGUGCGGAAUAUUCGUUUGCAGUGUUCGUAUGCCUGAAUAGCAUAGUUUUUGUCGUUAUAGUAACAGGACAAAUUUGGAUGUUAAAAAGUUUAAGGGCCAGAUGUAGUCGGAUUACCUCGUCGCAGACUCGACAACGAGAGAUGGUAGUAGCGAGGACCUUGUUCCUAGUUGUGGCGACUGACUUCUGCUGCUGGUGUCCUAUCGGUAUUAUGGGUAUACUGUCUAAGUGUGGGAUAACGAUUCCAGACCAUGCUUAUGCAUGGGUGAUGGUGUUCGUCUUACCAGUUAAUGCUGCUGUCAAUCCGUUCUUGUACACAAUCACAGCGAUAUGGAAGAGGCGACGACAGCGGGAACAAGACUCGACAGCGAUGACGUCACGGAUAAGUGUUUUCCUGCGUCAAGCAGUCGGUAACGUGGCCGAGACACAUGUUUAA